Cicer arietinum (chickpea) is the source of this 528-nucleotide messenger RNA. RefSeq lists its product as uncharacterized. NCBI's taxonomy places the organism in Eukaryota, Viridiplantae, Streptophyta, Magnoliopsida, Fabales, Fabaceae. The record is from RefSeq and is a predicted model, not a curated record.
AUGGCCAAAUGUAGCGCCAUAAUUCAAAAUAAAUUGCCUCCCAAACUUAAAGACCCUGGAAUUUUUUCUAUUCCUUGUGUUAUUGGUGAUAUUAGUUUUGAACAUGCUUUGUGUGAUCUUGGGGCUAGUGUAAGCCUUAUCCCUUUGUCAGUUUGUAAGAAGCUUGAUGUGGGUGAGUCAAAGCCCACAAACAUUUCCUUACAGCUAGCUGAUCAAUCUAUCAAGUGUUCGGUGGGAAUAUUAGAGGAUGUUCCUAUCAAAGUAGGGCAAUUGUUUAUACUGACUAAUUUUGUGGUGUUGGAAAUGGAAGAGGACUCCCAAGUCCCAACUCUUCAUGGGAGACCUUUUCUAGCCACAGCAGGAGCUGUUAUUGAUGUGAAACAUGGGAAGCUUGUCUUCAAUGUGGGUGAUGAAAAGAUUGAAUUUAAUUUGUCUAACCUUAUGAAAAGUCCUUCUCUUGAAAAUUCUUGUUGCAGGGUCGAUUUAAUUGAUCAUUGUGUUAAGCAGUGUUCUUUAGGACCACUCUAA